Zonotrichia albicollis (white-throated sparrow) is the source of this 6944-nucleotide messenger RNA. It is a transcript of the gene C1R, whose product is annotated as complement C1r. Gene Ontology annotation, biological process: zymogen activation; complement activation. Gene Ontology annotation, cellular component: blood microparticle; extracellular region. The record is from RefSeq and is a predicted model, not a curated record. Gene Ontology annotation, molecular function: serine-type endopeptidase activity; calcium ion binding. NCBI's taxonomy places the organism in Eukaryota, Metazoa, Chordata, Aves, Passeriformes, Passerellidae.
GAAAUGGACUACCCAAGGAGGUGGUGGAGUCACCAUCUCCAGAAGUGUUCACAAAAUGACUGGAUGUGGCUCUUGCUGCCAUGGUCUCUUUGAAAAGGUUGAUGAUCGAUCAAAUGUUAAAUUUGAUGCUCUUGGAGGUCUUUUCCAACCUAAAUGAUUCUGUGAUUGUGUGACAUUUCACUUAAAUCAUGUGGCUUAAAGCCUCAUCCAGUCUGACCUUGAGCACUUCCAGGGAUGGGGCAGCCACAGCUUUUUGGGAUCCUCAAGCAGGAUGGGUAGGAUCAGAACUUGUCCUUCAGAGUCUAGGAUUCUCACUUGAUGGUGUGAAGGGGGAGGGCUGGCUGGAGUACUCAGCCCCAUGUUCACCUUCCUGAGAAGGUCCCGUGGGUGAGGAAGGGUCAGGAUCUCUUCGUGGGGUCAGAAACCACAGCCCCCUCUCUAGCCCCAGCAUUCCUUCUGGCGUUCUUGGCGGGGUCUCCUCACAACCAUCCUCUGGUCCACAGCUAUCUGCAGUUGGAGACCAAGGGGCACAACCAGAGGAGGUGAGGUCCCCUGAAAACCCAGACCCAUGCCACAAAGAGGGCUGUUCUUUAAUUAUGACACUUUAUGGGUUGGGCACAAGUCCACAGACGGUUAUUCCUGAAAAAUAACCUUCUGUUGCCCCCCAACAGAAGGUUGAAAGACAGGGUAUACAAAAAUGUGCAACUACUGACACCACAAAGAGCCAAGAGAUUGGCAGAUUUUUAAAAUAUAAGCCCUUUAUUUUUUCUGCUGGCAAUCAUUUAAAAAUAGUGUUUUCUGAAGAGCUUCUUUUCAGGAAACUGCGAAGAUGAGUGCCAUGAGAAAAGCAUUACUUCAGAACAUGUGAUAGGCAAGGGCUUGGGGAGCUGCAGCUGUGCCUACAGUGUCAACCUCUGACUCUUUAUGGUUGUAUCUGGGGACAUGUGAGGCAGGAGCACCCUGUCAGUAUCCACAAUCCACAAUUUGGGCACCACAAUCAAAGCCGGUGAGCAGCCAGGGCCAGGCCAUCCAGUAUGCCUGCUGUGUGCAGACCUCCUCAGCCCAUCACUCCUUCUACCACAGGGAACCUCUACAUGACCUUUGUUGUACCAUGAAGCUGCAGAAGGCAGACAGCAGCUGGAGCUGGUUCCACUGCUGCCUUCUUUGCACUCUUCCAUGCCACGAGAACGCCCUCAGAGCUGCUCCUGAUGUGCAGCCCUGAGCCCACCUCACCAUGUCCAGGCUGGCAUCUUCCAGACUGUGUGAUCAACAACUAAUCUGCUCAUUCCAGGCCCUGCAACACAAGCUGGUACAAACUCUCCUCUUCUGACCCUUCAUUCUGGUUGGAUGGCAGACACUAUUGCCUUUAGGUGAUUAGCCAGACUCUUCUGCCAUCCAUGUAAUUUUCCUGUGAGGUGAUAGGCCAAGUAGAUUACUUCUGACUCAUUGCCAGAUAUCAUGUAUCCAUGACAGCCUCUCUUCUUCAGGAAUCAUCUGAUUGGGCCAGAACCAGAGAUAAGAGUCAUUACUCAUUUGAUGUGGUCCCCACACUAAUGAUAAUCAUAGGGGAUAGUACUGCAACAUAUUCUAGGCCUUCAGGUAGUAACUACCAGCAUUAAUAAUUCAGUUUUUCCUUUCAUAAUCAUGAAAGGUGUGAUGCCUAAGUCAGAUGGUGACUUUACCCCACAGAACUGCAUUGCUGAGACAUGAGGCUAUGGGAAGUGAGGAUGCCACUGUAAAGCAGGGGAAAGUUGUGAUAUUGGGAGGACUCAGGUGGGAGGAGGUGUGAUAUUGGUGAGUGGCUGGUGCUGCAGAACUGUGUACCCCUCAGGGUAUUACGCUUGGUUCUGCUCCUUGAUUUAGAAGACACAGAAAUAGACUGCCAAGGUGCUGUUUCUGCUGCUCACCAUCUCAUAUCAGGGGAAAGAUCCACUGUUUGAGUCCUGAACCUUCUUUUGGUCUUGGUCAUCCUCUCCCUACCAGCCAGAGCUGCAGAAGCAGCAUGAUUUGUCUGAAAGAGCCACUCUCUCACAGGCCUGGCUGUGUGAAGGCCAAGCCCAAUGGCAGUGUCCCCAGAGGGCUCCAGCCAAGCCUUUGGGUACUUUGAGUAGUCAGAUCAACAGGGUUGAAUGUAGAGUGCCCUGGGGAAGCAGCUCAGUGAGGUGAGACUGGGUGUGCAGCCCUGCUGUGUUCUAGGGUAGGUGCUAUAGCUGCAAGAGACCAAACAGAGGUAAUUCUCUGUCCUCCUUGACUCAGGCUUGAGGAUAAAAUACCCAACUCCUUCUUCACUGUGGACAAGAGGAUCUAGUCCACAUGCCAGAAGAUAUUUUCAUGGUUUCUGAGUCUGUAAAGCAGAUUUCUUUCCAACGACCUCCUGCAAGACACUGUAUUCAAAGCAGGGUUCUUGCUCUAUAAGAGGAUGUUGGCAUCUUUGACCGUGCUGAAGAUCUACAGUUUUUUUACUUUUCUCUGAUAUUGUCUGUAUUUAUUGUCCAGAGCACUUGUGAUGCAGCUGAGGCCCACAGGCAGCAAACAGGGGCCAGUUUUGGCAUUCUGUGGUCCUACAUAUAUUCCGUGGUCCUACAGGAAUUCUGCCCCUAAGCAAAGAUAGGCACAUAUGUCCUUCCAAGGAAAAACCAUGCUAUUUCUUGGCCCCAGCCCAGCAGGAGGAAGAGGGUUGCCCGGAGCAGGGCAGGCCAGCAGUGGGAACUCUGGAGCUGCCCUGAGGGUGCCGCUGUGCUGUCCCAGCCAGGCGGGCUCUAGGAUGUGUGUCAGGGGAGCGCUGCUCGGGCUGGAUGUGUCCCCAGCCAACCCCCCUGCUUCACCGGCUGAACUCGUCUCCUGUCGUCCCAGAUGGUGCUGUCGGGACGGUAAAAGGCAUUGAGGACACGGCAGAUGUGCUUUGAAAGUGCCACAGGACACUCCCAGUAAGUGCCCCCUGGAUAGAGGAUUGCUUGUCAAGGACACAGCGAAAUUAUCCACUUCCACAAAGGAUCCCCAGGGCUGUCUGUCUGUCUGUCCGUACUUUCCCAGAGAACACUCUUCCCACUGCUUUCCAGGUGUGGUUUCUGAGUAAGAAACCGCUCCAGCAUGGCACAGCACAGCCAUGAGCCUGUGAGCCUGCCCAAGUAUGUUCAUCAUGCAGAGGACAUCAGGAAGUACUAGGAUAAUGUUCCCUCUUUAAUCUUAAAUCUGAUAUGUGGGGCCAUAUGGUAUUAUAACAGUGGCAUUAAUUAUAUGUUUAUGUCAUCUUUUUGGGAAAAUAAUUCAAAUAUGUUUGAUGAACAGGUUCUCUUGUACACUUCCAUAAAUAUCCCAAAGCUGCUUUCUUCAUUCUUUUUAACACUAUUUUCAUCUUCAUUCAACAUGUUUUUGUGGCUGUGAAUUACUUCCUCUGAUUUCAAUGCAAGACACUUCCUAACCUCUCAGAAGCCACUCAUAAUUCCAAGGAAAAACACUAAAAUGGUGUUUUAUCUCUUCCACCAAAGCUUGAAAGCCAAGAAAUUUUAAACUUCAUAAAACUGGGGACAUAAAUACAUGUCUUGGGCACUAUGUUGUUAAAAGCCUGAAAGGGGUUUUCAAGUUGCUAUAUUUUCUCAUUUCCCCAUUAAAUAGAGGGCCUUAUCUAUCUAUCUUGGUUCUCCUAAAAAUGCUUGCAGAAGAAACAUCAAGAGGGGUCCUUGAAAAGGGAUUUGUUCUCAGAAUGCCUUUAAUUCUGUAGACUUUCAUUUUUCUUAAUAUCUUUUUAACUCAAGUGCCUGAGGCUUCUUGCUUUCCUUGAGGGUGAUCCCAGUUCCCACCCCCCAGAAAUCUCAGAAGUGCUCUUCAGCAGGUCAGAAUUGAGAAAACUUAUCUUUUUUGACAGCUUCAUUUCAGCUUGAUUUUUUUAAAGUUUGAACUAACUUGUGAAGACUAUAAAUUUUCUCAUCUUUCUAAACCAAAAAAGAGCCCGGGGGGACUGGGGGGUGUCUUUGGAGGAGGACAUUUUCGGCGGGAACAAACUCGGAGCAGAUCCUGGAUAGCAGACUAAGCCCUCGGAGGGGUCUCAGGCAAUCGUUUUCCUGCCUCCAGGGCCAGGAGAGGUCUCUCGGCUCUGCCUGCGUGGCCAGGCCGGGACUCCCCCGGGGCUCCCCCGGCUCGGUGCUGGCGGGCCGGGCCCGGGGCGCUCGGCAGCAGAGGGCAGCAGAGCCGGCGCUAGGACCGGCCUGGUCCGGGGCCAGGCUGCUCGCAGUCCCGCUUUCUGUUCCCCGCUCCUGCCUCCCGAGCUCCCUCCUCCUCCUCCUGCCCCGGUCCCGCCCCGGCUCCCCGCCGGCCGCCGCUCAGAGCUCCGCUGGGCUGCACGGGCAGCGGGAGCGCACGGAGAUGCAUGUUCCUUGUCUCCCAUGGGCCUUCCUCUUUUUUGGAGUGAUUGGUUCCAGUCCUGUCCCAAGAGGUUCUCCCCUUUUUGGGGAGAUCAGAUCCCCCAAUUAUCCCAAGCCAUAUCCCAAUGAUAACACCAGGAGCUGGGAUAUCCAGGUCCCAAAAGGCUAUGUGGUGAAGCUGACCUUCAAAUACUUUGACCUGGAGCCAUCUGAGUCCUGCUUCUACGACUAUGUUAAGAUCAAAGCAGACAAGAAGGACUUGGGCAGAUAUUGUGGCCGGCUUGGGUCGACCACAGGCAAUCACCCGGGAAGAAAGGAGUUUGUAUCUAAGGGCAGAAAGAUGCACCUGCAAUUUCACUCUGAUUUCUCCAAUGAAGACAACGGCACAGUGAUUCCCUACAGGGGCUUCCUGGCAUCCUACAGAGCUGUGGAUCUGGAUGAAUGUGAUCCUAACAAUGCUGCCGAGAACAAUGAAAGGCCUCAAUGCCAGCACUUCUGUCACAACUAUGUGGGUGGCUACUUCUGUUCUUGCCGGAUUGGCUACCAGCUUCAGAGUGACCAGCACUCCUGCAAAGUGGAGUGCAGCAGUGAGUUGUUCACGGAGACCUCUGGGUACCUGAGCAGCCCCGAGUACCCGCAGCCCUACCCCGAGUACCUCCGGUGUAACUACAGCAUCCGUCUGCAGGAGGGCCUGUCCAUCACCCUCAGGUUCUUGGAACCCUUUGAGAUUGAUGAUCACCAGCAAGUCCACUGUCCUUAUGACCAGCUCAAGAUCCAAGCCCGAGGGAGAGAGAUUGGUGAAUUCUGUGGCAGGAAACCACCUGGCAUCAUUGAAACCAACAGCAAUGAGGUGGACAUACUCUUCCUCACCGAUGACUCAGGGUUCAGCCGUGGCUGGAAGAUCCACUACACCUCAGAGAAAAUACGGUGCCCACAGCCUGUCCCACGGGAUCAGUUCACCAUCAUCAGAGAUCUGCAGCCUGUGUACCAAUUUCAGGACUAUGUUGUUGUCAGCUGCAAGACUGGCUAUCACCUGAUGGAGGGUGAAAAAAAGUUGAUGUCCUUCACGGCUGUCUGCCAGGCUGAUGGCACAUGGCAUCAACCCAUGCCACGCUGUGAAGUUGUGAACUGUGGCAGCCCCAAAAACGUGACCAAUGGUGCAUUCAGCUACCUUAAGGAGCCUGCAAACAAUGAGUACCAGUCGGUGAUUGCAUACCAGUGCAAUGAGCCCUAUUAUCACAUCGUCACCGGGACGGGUGGCGAAAGAUUCACCUGUUCUCCUGAGGGAACCUGGCUGGAUCAAGAUGGCCAGAAGAGAAUUCCAUCCUGCUUGCCAGUGUGUGGGAAGCCAGUCCAUCCCGUUUUUGAAGUCCAGAGGAUCUUGGGUGGCAAAGCAGCAAAGAGAGGCAAUUUUCCUUGGCAGGCUCUGACUGGCAUCAAUGGACGAGGGGGUGGUGCCCUCCUGGGCGAUCGCUGGAUCCUGACUGCUGCCCACACCAUCUUCCCCAAAGGAGCAGUACAGAACAAUGUGAGCCUGGAGCAGCUGGCAGAGGAGGCUGACAUUUUCCUCGGCCACACCAACGUAGACGAGCUCCACAAGAUGGGUAACCACCCUGUGCGCAGGAUCUUUAUCCACCCGGAUUUCAACCCUAAAGAUGAGCACAACUUCAACGGGGACAUAGCCCUGCUGGAGCUGAAAAACCCAGUAACCCUGGGCCCUACACUGCUGCCCAUCUGUCUCCCAGAUGCCACCAACACCUCGUUCUACGCCCACGGGCACAUGGGCUACGUGAGCGGCUUUGGUGUGGACAAGAACCGCAUCUCAAGCGAUUUGAAGUACGUGAGCCUACCAGCAGUGGCUCAAGAGAAGUGUCAGAGUUGGCUAGACAGUAACAAGAAAGGUAUCCCAAUGGUUUUCUCUGAGAACAUGUUCUGUGCUGGCUUCCUGGAAGGCAAGAAGGAUACUUGCCAGGGGGAUAGCGGGAGCGUCCUCACGGUGUUGGACAGGGAAAGCGGUCGCUGGGUGGCUACCGGCAUCGUUUCGUGGGGAAUCGGCUGUGGCACGGGCUAUGGCUUCUACACCAAGAUCCUCAACUAUCUGGACUGGAUCAAUGGGAUAGUAAAGGAGGACAGGCCCUAGGUAUUGCUGUCCUACUACCUGAGCACCACUAGCAUAUCAAUUUCCAGACACAGCAAGUCAUAGCCAAAGCUUUUCAUGAUGUCCCAAAAAUUUUUUGAACGUGCAAAGCAUGUAAUCUCCAUCACAAGCACUUCUGAAAGCUGCCAUCCUGUUUGGUUGGCAGCUUGGGAGAUGCCUUUGUGGGUGUUCUGUCUCAUACAAAUCAUAUAACUGGAUGAAGCCUUAAUUGUCUCAGGAAAUCUCAUGGCAGCAAACAUGUUAAGGUUUGAAAUGCUGAUGAUAUCAUGAGACUACUGCAGUCUACUUUUGUACUCUCUUUUGUGGGAAGGUUGCAGGGAAGAAGACUUCCUUGAAGGAUGGGGUAGUUUCUGCUGAGUACAGUGUGCGUAAGCCCAUUGGCGUCAGUAUGAGUCUGAAUAUUAAAAUACUUGCUGAAUAAACCA